This is a messenger RNA of Brachypodium distachyon (stiff brome), 791 nucleotides long. RefSeq names its product 60S ribosomal protein L23A. Gene Ontology annotation, molecular function: rRNA binding; structural constituent of ribosome. Gene Ontology annotation, cellular component: cytosolic large ribosomal subunit; ribosome. Lineage: Eukaryota; Viridiplantae; Streptophyta; Magnoliopsida; Poales; Poaceae. The transcript is spliced from 4 exons. The record is from RefSeq and is a predicted model, not a curated record. The coding region runs from base 152 to 610 and encodes 152 amino acids. Gene Ontology annotation, biological process: ribosomal large subunit assembly; translation.
GUUUGGCCCAGCCCAGCUAUACCCUAGCGGAGUCGCUCGGGUCCAUAAUAUAAGGCCUCGUCCGCAAGGCUCUAGGGUUUCUCCACAGCCGUCAUUCGCUUCGAGCACGCCCCGGAGAGGUAAGUUCUUGGGGUUGUACUGAGAAGCUCCAAUGGCUCCCAAAGUUGCUGUUGCCAAGAAGGGCGAUGCCAAGGCUCAAGCUGCGAAGGUUGCCAAGGCUGUUAAGUCAGGGUCAAUCAAGAAGAAAGUAAAGAAGAUCCGCACAUCUGUGACAUUUCACCGCCCCAGGACUCUCAAGAAGGCCAGGGACCCAAAGUACCCAAGAAUCAGUACACCUGGAAGGAACAAGCUUGAUCAGUACCAAAUCCUCAAGUAUCCUCUUACCACUGAAUCUGCAAUGAAGAAAAUUGAAGACAACAACACUCUGGUCUUCAUUGUUGACCUCAAGGCAGACAAGAAGAAGAUCAAGGCUGCCGUCAAGAAGAUGUACGAUAUUCAGGCCAAGAAGGUUAACACCCUGAUCAGGCCUGAUGGCAAGAAGAAGGCGUACGUGAAGCUGACAGCGGACUACGAUGCUCUUGACGUGGCCAACAAAAUUGGCAUCAUCUAAGUCCAGAGAGGCCUGCUGUUGGCACUCGUGUCCUGGUUUCUUAUGUUAUCAGAGUUUUGUAGCUGUUAUUUAGCGAAGAGUGUCAGUGUCUAUGUCUCCAAUGCCUCCAUAUCUUUGCACACUAACAUGAAUUUGAUGCAGUCAAGUUACUUAUGUUUGAGCUUUGCAUUUGAUUAUGCCA